AUGUCCACCAUUACCAAUACAAGGAUAUCCAUACUCCGAUAUAUCUCAGCAUUCUUUAUUCCCGACGCAAGUCUACAUUCCCGACAAAAAUGGAUCCUAGGUCUUAUCAAUUUAUCAGCAGUGGUUAUACUAUGGGUAUCAUCAAGUUUCUUAGUAAAUGCCAUUGUUGAAGAUGAUUCGUAUCGUAAACCAUUUUUCAUUACUUGGAUUAAUACAAGUUGUUUUAGUUUUUACAUUAUUCCUUAUCUCAAAUUUAAAAAAUUGUCAUUACGUCAAUUUAUCAACAAGUUUACUAAUGAGUACAAGUAUCAUCAAAUACCGAGUAAGGAUGGGGAUGGGUUGAUUAGAAGGUAUGGAUCGGAUGAGGAUUUAAACACUGUUGUUGCUACACAAGUUGAAGAAGGACAGAUACAACAACUGGGAAGCUUGACCUGUGUUGAAUCAAUUGGGGAUGAUGUACCACCUGAUAACUCAUUGGAUAUAAACAUUUAUGACACGUUUAAAUUAUCGGUUCAAUUUAUCAUACUUUGGUAUUCGGCAAACUUGGUAACUAAUGCAUCAUUAUCAUAUACAUCAGUUGCUUCACAAACUAUACUAUCUUCAACAUCUUCCUUUUUCACAUUAAUCAUUGGAUAUCUUGUAUCAGUGGAGAGUAUAAAUCAAAAUAAAAUAAUGGGUAUCUUACUUAGUUUCUCUGGGGUAUUGAUUGUGACCAAAGCAGAUACCUCUGAGGAUAAUCCCAAUAGAGAUAUACAGCAUGGACGUUCAACAAUGAUUAUAUUAUGGGGUAAUUUGUUAGCGUUGUCAGGAGCAUUAAUCUAUGGAAUUUACACCAUUUUGCUUAAAUUUAAAAUCUCAAUCCCUAAUUCUCGCAAAGAACGCAAUUUAAACACUCAUUUAUUCUUUGGAUUUGUUGGAUUGAUUUGCUUUUUAGGAUUAUGGCCAAUCCUCAUAAUUUUACACUUCACUAAAGUGGAAACCUGGUCAUUGCCAUCAUCAAGAGAAGUAUGGACUUGUCUCGUCCUAAAUGCUGUGAUUACGUUUAUAAGUGAUUUCUGUUGGUGUAAUGCUGUACUCCUAACUAGUCCAUUGACUGUAACUGUGGGAUUAUCAAUGGCUAUUCCUUUGGCUAUGGUUGGUGAUUGGAUCUUGAAGGAAUUUCAAUUGAAUUUGUUGUAUGUGUUUGGAGCUGCAAUUGUCACUACUGGAUUCUUGAUUAUAAAUAAAGAUGAAGAAGAGGAGUUUGUUGUCGAUGAGUAG
Messenger RNA from Lodderomyces orthopsilosis Co 90-125, 1260 nucleotides. RefSeq lists its product as uncharacterized. Gene Ontology annotation, biological process: regulation of peptide transport. The coding region runs from base 1 to 1260 and encodes 419 amino acids. The record is from RefSeq and is a predicted model, not a curated record. The transcript has a single exon. Gene Ontology annotation, cellular component: membrane. NCBI's taxonomy places the organism in Eukaryota, Fungi, Ascomycota, Pichiomycetes, Serinales, Debaryomycetaceae.